AUGCGGAAAACCAGCUGCUCCGCCAAUUCUCCCACAAAAAACACCUUUUUCCUCCACCAAUAUCCAACCACCAUUUUUGCCACAAUUUUCCUCCUUUUCACAUUUCCAACAAUAUGUUCAUCGGUCAAAUCUUCAAUGAUGUAUGUUCCAUUGGGAAAAAAUCCAACACUAUACACGCCGGGAUUUGAGCCAAUUAUGCAUUUAGAUCAGAUGACUUAUAAUGAUACAGUAUUCUCGGAUCAUGCCUAUUUGGUUGAAUUUUAUGCGGAUUGGUGAGUUUUUUUUAGUGGGAAAGUGGGGAUAAAUUUAAAAAACACGUCUAUACAAAAAUUUUCUAUACAAAUUAACUUGCAAAGUUUUAUUGAUUUUUCCAUGUCAUGAUAGUCCGAGUUAGUCUAGAGUUCCACCAAAAAACUUGUGAAAAACUUUUUCUGAAAACAAAAAAAAACAAAAACAUUUAUCGAGCCAACCGCCCGAACGAAAUUGCGGAGCAUCGUUGUUUCCCUUUUUUUUACCGAAAAUUAUUUUUUUGUCAGGUGUGGACAUUGUCGCGCUUUUGCGCCAUAUUUCCGUCAAUUUGCCAGUUUGGUUCGCGAAUGGCAUGAAGUUGUCAAUGUUGCUGUUAUCAAUUGUGCCGACAGCUAUAACACCAACGUUUGUCGCGAAAAUGGUGUCACUUACUUCCCAAUGAUGAAGGUUUGUAAACUAUUCAACGUUUUUUUUCAAAUGUUGCUAAAUCCGGGGUUUUUUUUUCAGUAUUUUGCUCGAACAGCCACGUCAGCUGCACAAGGAAAAAUGUUCGAAACUCCCCAUUCCGCUGAACAAAUUCGUGAUACUUUAUUGAGAACUGUGACCAAUGAAUACAUGUUCAAUCGAUAUCCUGAUUGGCCGAUUCUUGCGCAUAUUUCGGUCGAUGGACAGACAACUUAUGGAGCACUUUGGGAAGGAGUUCGACCAUCUGCUAGAUAUUUGGCAAUCAUUUUUGAGGAAUAUGAUGGAGUUGGUGCACAGGUAAGAAGGGAUUCGAAUUAAAAUUUGGGAAAAAUAGGAACCAAUUCUUAACAUUUCCAUUUUUCAGUUCAUUAUGGAUAUGUCAUCACGUCGUCAAGUAAUGGGUUCGCGACGCGCAAUUUCAAAUUCGCCACUCGUUCAAAUGUUGGGAAUUCGAAAUUUCCCAACAGUCGCUUUAUUCCGUCGUGAUCAUCAACAAGCUCUUUACAUGCAACGAUUCAAUAAUCAAACAUAUUCGGAUCUUGAUGCUGCAAUUGUUCAAGAUUCCAAUAAACUUGGAAUUGAGGCAGUUCCAUUGAUCACAACAACUUUGCAACCAACAACAACCACUCAAAAAACACCAUUAAUUGAUUGUCAAGCUUAUCCGGAAAGAUGUCGAGAUAUGUAUUAUGUAUCUGAAACUGAUAUGUUGAAAGCGAUGAGAAUGGCAUUAUUGGAUGAAGUUACACGAGUUCCAGGAGCUAUUCGUGGCGCUAAUUUUACGAAUUUGUACGAUUUUGUUACACUUUUAUCAAAUGUGAGUUGAGAUUAUCUAAAAGUUCUUGGACUUACAAACAUAUAUUCUUUUUUUCAGCAUUUCCCCGUUUUGUCAUUCCAAAAUGAUGUGAGACGAUCGAGAGCCAAAAGAGCCACAACUUCUGUGGUAAGUUCAAAGUUUAGCAUUCGAAUUUUUCGAGCCUGAAUUUCAACAAAAAAAAUACAAAAUUCAGGAAAAAAUUUUAAAAAAUUGAUUUCAGAAUUUUUUGAACUUUAAAACCUGAACCUUACAGGCUAAACUUUUCAAAAUGUCAAAAUUUCUCAGAUUCUUCGCAACAGUGAACGAGCCCGUUUGGUAUUCACUCAUAUGCGUGAAUUUUUGGAAGGUCGAAAAUCGAUUGGAAUGGUGUCCAGCGAUGAAUAUCGACAACAAUUCGAAAGUGUUGAACGAGUUUACGCAAGUCCGUUCCCAGUCAAUUCCACGUGGCAACAUUGUAAAGGAUCAUCGCCGAUGUUUAGGUGAGAAUCAAAAGCUGAAAGGAUUUUUCUAGGUUUUCGUUUUUUAAAUAUUACCGAUUUGAAUUUCCAAAAAAAAAAUCUGAUAUUGUUUUCAGAGGUUACACAUGCGGUUUGUGGACAACAUUCCACGCUUUAACCGUUCAUACUUAUAUCGAUACAAUCAAAGAUGAUCAUGUCAAUCCAAUUGCUCCAUUAAAAUCAAUUCAAGGAUGGGUCAAAUCAUAUUUUGGUUGUGAACAUUGUCGAAAUCAUUUUAUGCAUAUGACAACCCAAUUAUUCCCCUUAAACGAACGACGAGUUCGACAUCCGCAUGAUAUGAUGACAUAUUUAUGGCGUGCACAUAAUAUUGUCAACAAUCGGCUACACGGUGAUCAAACCGAAGAUCCGCAAUUCCACAAAAUGCAAUUCCCAGCACCGUUUUUGUGUCCGACAUGUCAUUCGGGUGGACAAUUCUCGAGACGACAGGUUUGUUCAACUUUUUUUGAAAAAUUCAAAAAUAUUGGAAAUUUUGAAAAUUAAAAAAGAUCUGAAAUUCACCUCAGAACUUAUCUUUUUUUAAAGGAAAAUUUAAAUAUUUUCAUAAAAAAGAAAAUUUUUUAGAAAUUUACAAAAAACAAAUCUAAAUUCUUAUCGGAAAAUUCUUAUUUUCGAUUUAAGAUGUUCCAAAAAAUUGAGAAAUUUUUGUAAAUGUUUUUUUUUUUUCUGGACCUAGAAAAUUUGUAUUGAAGCUACAUUUAAAAACCUCAUUUUUUUUCCAGAUUCGAAACUUUUUGCUCCGUUAUUAUGGAAGUAUCAAACCACACAAUCGUCUUGCCGAUCAACGUUUGCAUUUCUAA
Caenorhabditis angaria is the source of this 2843-nucleotide messenger RNA. NCBI's taxonomy places the organism in Eukaryota, Metazoa, Nematoda, Chromadorea, Rhabditida, Rhabditidae. The record is from the annotation of a GenBank genome assembly.